This is a messenger RNA of Cuscuta campestris, 1362 nucleotides long. The record is from the annotation of a GenBank genome assembly. NCBI's taxonomy places the organism in Eukaryota, Viridiplantae, Streptophyta, Magnoliopsida, Solanales, Convolvulaceae.
AAUGAAUAUUUAUUUUAAUGAUUUAUUUAAGUCCAGUAUUUAUUCCAAGACUAAAAUAAAUCGUUUUACUAAUUUUCGAGAUUGACAAAUAAUUACCAAGUUAAAAAUAAUUUCCAACCAAAAAGUUCUGCGAAUAACUAUAGUUUUGGACGUUGGCUCCGAUACCACUGAAAGGUAACCACGGUUGAGAGGGUAGAGGAAAUACAAAAAUUUAAUCUCCCAAUAGUGAUUACUAGCCCAAGAACACGUACUAAAACUAUAGCUAGAGAUAGAAAGUUAUACCUUCUCCGGUAAAGCGGUAUGAACGUGUAGUCGAGCAAAAAGUGUUGAAGGAGCAAACGUAGCCGUUCAAGCGUCCGGCCUCCAACUUUGACACACGAACAAUCUCCGGAGUCUACUAUAAUCUUUAUGCUAGUAAAGAUUAUAAUAGUAUAUUUAAUAUAAAGAUUAUUUUAAGGAUAAUAUAAAUCUUGUAUAUUAAAUAGUAGAAAAUAUAUCAAUAAUAUUUUGAAGAAAAUAUUAUAACAAUUUUCUAUACCCAAAACAAUAACUUUUGGAACUCAAAUAUUAUGCUACUGCAUCUCUUCUCUUGGCCGAAUUGCUUUCUUAAAGGAGAAAGAGUAUAUUAUAUUUUAAAAGGGAAUAAUCGGCAUGCCCAAUAAAAAGCCUGUGUACCAUCCUUAUUUCAUACGGCUUAGGACAAUGAAUCAAAGCAUGCGGGUUCACGCAUUCGAAGAACGUAAUACUUCAAGUCUGAGGAUCGUUAUACCAAUAGUCGCAUUAAGGACACUUAGAGCAUAGACUAAAAGUCUAGGCAAUGCCCUUAAGGUGGGUCAGCACCCAAACCUUCAAGAAGCGGUCGGACAACGCCAGACCUGCCACUGCCACUGCCGCGCCACGGCGCCGUUCUGCUGCUGGCCCAGCUGAACCCCAGGCCCGGGCCAACCUUGCCUCCAUCGCCGACUCCCUCAACCGGCUUCACUUCAAAGUUGACGGGAUGGAUGGCUACCUUGAGCGGCUCGACGAGGCUGUUCAACGCCAAGGGCACGCCAUGAACGCAUACUUCCAACGCGUCAACUACGUCCCCCCACCGUACCAAGGCAAGUUCCUUGGGCAAGUGUAUGGUGACGAGGACGAAGAGGAUGGCUUCUACGCCCCGUCAAACUCUCCGGACGAAGACGAGUUAGAUGACGCCGUUGAUGGCGAUGAGAUGGACGACGACGACGACGACGAGGAAACCGAAGACGAAGACUAGGCCACACCUAGAAUUUUUUUCUCUUCUUUCUUCAAUUGUCCUGACUUUUAUUAACGCUUCUGUUGUACUCCGAUAUUUCCCAAUUUAAAUAAAAGUAUCUUUUACCU